CUUAAGUCUUCCCUUAGUCCAUAAUAUAGACCUGUUUCACAGCUUGAGCCUUUCUAAUGGUUCUUGUGUGAUCUUUCAUAAACUUCUAGAGUAGAAGAAGAAAGCUGAGCUCAACUUUUAGACUUGCAGAGACAAUUAUAAGCAAUUGAAAUUUAGUUAGAGGAAAGUUCAGGUUCAGUUCUUUCUUUUAUUCUUUUUCUCUCUCUCUCUAGAAAUCAGGGUUCACUCUCUAGGCUUACAGAGACACUAUUAUUCGGAGUUUCAGUUAGGAUUCAUUUUGUCUAUCAUUUAUUCUAUCUGUCUCUUUCAUUUUAAUGUGGCCUCAUAAAAAGGGAGAGAAAAGUAUGGAGGAGAAGAACGAUAUCAAUAAGGUUGAUGAAGUAAUGCUACCUGGGUUUCGAUUUCAUCCAACUGAUGAGGAGCUAGUUGGUUUCUAUCUCAAGAGGAAGAUUCAACAACGACCUCUCUCAAUCGAGCUAAUCAAGCAACUUGACAUCUAUAAAUAUGAUCCUUGGGAUCUACCAAAGUUGGCAACCAUAGGUGAGAAAGAAUGGUAUUUCUACUGCCCAAGGGACCGGAAAUAUCGGAACAGUGCAAGACCAAAUCGAGUCACAGGAGCUGGGUUUUGGAAAGCCACUGGAACAGACAGACCUAUCUACUCAUCUGAAGGUUCCAAGUGUAUUGGCUUGAAGAAGUCCCUUGUAUUCUACAAGGGAAGAGCUGCAAAAGGGAUCAAAACUGACUGGAUGAUGCAUGAGUUUCGGCUGCCUUGUCUCACAGACUCAGCCCCACCAAAGAGGCCCAUAGCUAAAAGCCUUCCUGCCAAUGACUCAUGGGCAAUUUGCAGGAUAUUCAAGAAAACCAGCUCCAUGGCACAGAGAGCUCUUUCUCUUUCUUGGGUCUCUCCAUUACCCGAUACCACUGGAUCUGAUAUAUUAAACCAAGCUGUACACUGCUCUCAGUUCAGUUCAGAGAAUAUCUCUUGCACAACUGCUGCUGGUACUGCCAUCCAAUUUUCUUGUAAUAAUGACUUACAACAGUCCUCAACGACUAGUUUCUCGCCUCUAGAUGUACCCCCCUACAAACCCAUUAACCAAUCAGUCUGUAGAACUUCUACACUUCCUAUUUCAAAUGGAGAACUUCCCACAGGUUUCAUGUUCUCUCCACUUGAAACACCGGGGCCUACUAAGUGUACAGUCGAUGUUGCUUCCAUGCUUUUCAACUUGUCACCUGCCUUAUUCAUGGACGUCAGUAAAGCCUCUGAAAGUAUGGAUUUCAAUGGCCCACAGCCGCAGUGUAAUGGUUUCUCAAUUGUUCUACCACAGGAGAUGCAAGGAGGGACCAUGGCUGGCAGUGUAGAGGAGACAUGCUCAAGGAAGAACUCAAAUGGCUCUUCUACAAUCAACGACUGGGGAACUGUCAGAUCCAUUGGAUACCCAUUUAGCUUGCCACCAAAUAUGCCUGAUGCCUGGAAGAACAAUUCGCCGUGGGAAUCUCCUUCAUGUCCUAGUGAGAUUCCCGCUAACUAUUCUACAAACAAGUGCUAUAACUAAUCCAUUUGUUAUACAGUUGAAGCACUUUUUCUUUGAGUUUUCAGUGAGCAAGUGUUGGUUCACAUGAGAAA
Messenger RNA from Macadamia integrifolia, 1624 nucleotides. Its product is annotated as protein FEZ-like. Gene Ontology annotation, biological process: regulation of DNA-templated transcription. Lineage: Eukaryota; Viridiplantae; Streptophyta; Magnoliopsida; Proteales; Proteaceae. Gene Ontology annotation, molecular function: DNA binding. The transcript has 3 exons. The record is from RefSeq and is a predicted model, not a curated record. The coding region runs from base 315 to 1553 and encodes 412 amino acids.